Molecule: messenger RNA, 900 nt
Organism: Penicilliopsis zonata CBS 506.65
Lineage: Eukaryota; Fungi; Ascomycota; Eurotiomycetes; Eurotiales; Aspergillaceae
Exons: 2
Coding region: 1-900 (299 amino acids)
Biological process (GO): maturation of SSU-rRNA from tricistronic rRNA transcript (SSU-rRNA, 5.8S rRNA, LSU-rRNA)
Cellular component (GO): nucleolus
Source: RefSeq, a predicted model, not a curated record
AUGAUUGGAAAGCGGAAAAGAGACAAGUCCGUUGUCUCGAGGAGCACGAUAGAAGAUUCUUCCGAUAGCCCCUCUGCGAGUACGGAUGCGGCCCACGAUGUCUUCCGAAGAUACUUUGAAGCAAAGUUUCAGCCAUUAAAACCACAAUCAGUCCAGAAGGCAGAACCGGGUGAAGGGAUGGAUGAUCAUCUUGAUGAGUCGGUGACAGGCUCUGACUGGGAUGGGCUGUCUGAAGGAGAGGAGGACGAGGGGGAGGACGAGGAGGACCAGGGGGUCGAGGUAGAGGUUGUUGACCAUACGGCUUCCUACAACACCAAGGACGAUCUGUUGGAUAAAAAGGCCCGAAAGGCAUUCAUGAGCGCUAAAGUACCUUCCUCCGUAACCGCAAGUCGUUCGAAAGCUACGUCUACGAAGGAUACGGAGAAGGAGACGAAAAAGGAGGAAGGAGAAGACGCGCUGGACGUGCAAAACUUGAAGAAUGACCUUGCGCUACAAAGACUGCUGCGGGAAUCCCACCUUUUAGACUCGGCGUCAGAUCUGGCACCAACGGGAAAGAAUCGACACAAGGCAAUCGAUCUUCGGCUGCAGGCGCUCGGGGCAAAAACAUCGAUUUUCAAGCAGGAGAAGAUGCCGUCUGCGCAUCGGUUGGGGAUCAAUGCCAAAGCGGCGAUGAAAGAAGACAAACGGCGACGCGAGGCCAAGGAGAACGGCAUCAUCCUCGAGAAACCAACGUUCAAGUCGAAUGCGAGCGAUGCCAAACGCCGCGAGCGCGGCGUCGGGGGUCCCUCGAUUGGCAAAUUCGCCGGCGGUGCUCUGAAUCUGAGCAAGAGAGAUCUGGCUCGCGUGCAGGGGCCCUCCAGGAGAGGGCGGGGGAAGGGGAAGUCCAGAGGGCGCCGCUAG